CCAACGUCUGAAUCCGUCAUCACCUGCAACGGCGAGUCCGUCAUAGUUCCCAGCAGCCUGGUCCGAAUUUUGACUCACUUUUGCAAGGAGACGCAGGAGAAGUAUGUCUGGAUCGACUCAUUGUGUAUCAAUCAAGAAGACAUGGUUGAAAAGUCCGUUCAGGUUCGCAAUAUGCUGAGGAUAUUCGAGAAAGCUGACAAGGUCAUCGCAUGGCUGGACCAUCCACAUACGCUCACCAGCUUGCCCCUAACCGAAGCGGAUCUGCGUUAUUGCGACGGACUGAUACACAAAUCUGAAUGCUUUCAUGCUUUUGAGCACCAGCACCGUACUCUGAUGCAACUUGCUUCUGCGGAACUAUGGUCUCGGACGUGGUGCCGCCAGGAGGUUCUCGCCGCCGUCCAUCUGACUCUU
Molecule: messenger RNA, 411 nt
Organism: Cyphellophora europaea CBS 101466
Lineage: Eukaryota; Fungi; Ascomycota; Eurotiomycetes; Chaetothyriales; Cyphellophoraceae
Exons: 1
Source: RefSeq, a predicted model, not a curated record